Messenger RNA from Lizanozyma spartinae, 1995 nucleotides. It is a transcript of the gene MRS6, whose product is annotated as GTPase-activating protein. The record is from RefSeq and is a predicted model, not a curated record. Gene Ontology annotation, cellular component: cytosol; cytoplasm; nucleus. Gene Ontology annotation, molecular function: GDP-dissociation inhibitor activity. Bases 1 to 1995 code for a protein of 664 amino acids. Lineage: Eukaryota; Fungi; Ascomycota; Pichiomycetes; Serinales; Debaryomycetaceae. Gene Ontology annotation, biological process: vesicle-mediated transport; small GTPase-mediated signal transduction; protein geranylgeranylation. The transcript has a single exon.
AUGGGACCAUACGGUAGAAGCGAAAGAAGACCUUCAAUGGCCGAAAGAAGACCCAGUGUGUCGUAUACUCCACCCUCUAUCCCACAUUUAGCAGGGUUGGAGAAACCGCAGGACCCCCACUUGAAACUAGACCAUUGCGACGUACUCAUUUUGGGAACAGGCUUGGUGGAGAGUAUACUCGCAGCCUCUUUGAGUUGGGCCGGUGUUGAAGUGUUGCACAUUGACCAGAACAAAUACUAUGGUGAUCUGGCUUCCACGUUAACUGUGGAGCAAAUAAAGAAAUGGGUCAUGGAAGUGAACCAAGGAAGAAUCAACCAUUUCCAAGAAGCACAACUAUAUGUUCCUGGAGGAUCCCAAACCAAUAAUUUUUGUUCUAAAGAUUAUGGAAUCGACUUGACUCCGAAAAUCAUGUUUGCCAAGUCCGAUCUAUUGGCUCUUUUAGUGAAGUCCAGAGUGUAUCGUUAUUUGGAGUUCCAAAGCUUGUCCAACUUCCAUGUGUUUGAAAAUGGUCAAUUCAAUAGGAAAGUCUCUAACACCACCAAACAAGAUUUAUUCACAGACCAAAGAUUAAGCUUGACAGAUAAAAGGUAUCUCAUGAAGUUCUUGAAGUUCGCCCUUAUAGACAUACAAGACGAAGAAAAGAACAAGUUGAUCUGGGAUAAUGCAAAGACUCCCAUAGGGGAAUUUCUUAAACACCAAUUCAAAUUGGCUGAGCCUCAAAUAAACGAAUUGGUGUAUUCAAUUGCAUUGUGUUCCAAGGAACUGACCAAAGCUCCUGAAGCAAUGGCCAGAAUAAGAAGAUAUCUUACGUCUGUUGAUGUUUAUGGGCCCUUCCCCGUGAUGAUGCUGAAGUUUGGAGGCCCAGGUGAAAUCUCUCAAGGGUUUUGUAGAAGUGCUGCAGUAGCCGGAACUACUUAUAAAUUGGAUACCAGAUUAAUUGAUUAUGAUCAAGACAAAAUGAUAGCCAGAUUCUCCGACGGGUCAUCUGUUAAGAUCAAAGAGAAAUUAAUCAUAUCUCCAACGCAAAUCCCUCCCUUCUUGAGAGCUCAAUAUGAAAACGAAGUCGUCAAGGACUUACAGGAGUUUUAUGUGACAAGAUUGACGGCCAUCAUCAAGAGAGAUUGUCAUCAGUGGACCAGCGAUCACGAGACUUCGGCCAUAGUGGUGUUCCCUCCUCAUUCCUUGCCCACAGAUAAUAACGAGAGUGUUCAGGUAAUCAUUCAGAACGGUGGCUCGGGCAUUUGUCCCGUGGGUGAGUCGAUUUGGUAUGCUCAACUGAUUGAACAGGAUUUGAGUCGAGCAAAAUUAGAUCUCCAACUGGCAUUGGAUAAAAUGCAGAUGACUAUUUUGAAAGAAGAAGAAGAAGAAGAAGAAAUAGACGAGCAACCACAGCAGUCAUCAAUAGACGCCGCAAUGGACGACGUUGAUUAUGAUGAUAACUUGUUGAAACCAACAGAUAUGAUAAUGAAUAGUGGCGUAACCCCACCAUCCCCACAGAUAGUGUCUAGCUCAUUCAAAUUGGGCGAUGAACUAAAUUCGUUUACUCCAAAGAAACCUCUAGACUUUGUUUGUAAGUUGGGGUACGUUCAAAAGACUUACAUCAAGCCUAACUUGGUCAAUGUGCUUCUAAAUGCCAACGAAUCAAAUAACAUCAUUUACAAAACACUAGCCAAGAAUCCCAAUGUCAUCUUCUCCAAUAUGCCAUCAGCAGAAUUAAGUUAUGAUGGAGUAGUCAGUGAAACCAAGGGUCUAUUUUCCCGAGUCACUGGUUCCGACGAGGAUUUCUUUGAUGUCGACUUUGAAGAUGACGAGGAGUUUGGGGAUGACGAUGAUGACACUCCGGCUCAUCCAAAUGCUUCAAUUAUUGGUAAUGGCGAUCUUCUGUCACAGGUACCUCCUGAGAAUGCCAUUGAGAGUGAUGACGAAGAUGACGAUGAUAAACACCAUAAUGACCACCAUCAUCACCCCUUUGAUGUGGAUCAGAUGGAACUAUGA